Messenger RNA from Sorex fumeus (smoky shrew), 3314 nucleotides. RefSeq names its product SMAD family member 7 (gene SMAD7). Gene Ontology annotation, cellular component: heteromeric SMAD protein complex. NCBI's taxonomy places the organism in Eukaryota, Metazoa, Chordata, Mammalia, Eulipotyphla, Soricidae. Gene Ontology annotation, biological process: cell differentiation; SMAD protein signal transduction; transforming growth factor beta receptor signaling pathway. Gene Ontology annotation, molecular function: transcription regulator inhibitor activity; I-SMAD binding. Bases 1676 to 2968 code for a protein of 430 amino acids. The record is from RefSeq and is a predicted model, not a curated record. The transcript is spliced from 4 exons.
CGGGGCGGGGGCGGCCGGGGGGCGGGGGCGGGAGGCCUUGCGGGAGGCGGCGGCGAGCCCCGGGCACACUCGCUCGCUCGCUCGGCGCGCGGAGCAGCGUCGUCCCUGAGCCGCGCCAGCCGAGCCAGCCGGGCGCCGCGCUCAGCCCCGCUCGCCGCGCCGGAGAGAGCCGCCCGGAGACGGAGCCAGCCCGCCGGCGCCGAGCUGCCGAGCGCCCCGGAGCCCCCGAGCGCGGCGCGGCGAGCCCCCAGCGGCGGCCCGAGGACCUGAGCGCCGGGAGAGGGCGGACCGGGGGGGGGACCGGGAGGCUCCCGGGCGCGCCGAGGAGAGUCUCGGAGGAGGCGGCGGCGGCGCGAGGACACCCGGGCCCUCCUGGCCGCGGCGGCCGGGUCGGAGCGAGCGGCGCGCACCGCACGGAGAGCCCCGGUGGCCGCCCGCGGCCCCCCGCACGAGCGAGCAGCUUGCGCCCCGGAGGGCUGGAGCGCGCCGCCCGCCCUCCCCCGCGCUGUCAGCCCCGCCGGGCGCCGCCGCCGCCGCCGCCGCCGCAGCAUCUUCUGCCCCCGCCGGCCCCGAGGAAGUCCCCGCCGAGGACCGGGGCCCCCGGGAGCGCAGGAGGAAAGACCAGAGACUCCCGUAGAACACCCAGAUGCGGAGGAUUGAAGCAGCCUAGCCAAAGCUUUCUGUGGAUUAAAAGAAAAAAAUUGACACGAUUUUUUUUUUUGGGUAGAAGAAAAGGAGAGGAAGACCAGCGGGGCUUUUUUUGCAAGGAAAAAAAAAGAGGGGGGCUGUAACUCGUGGAUACGUUCUUUCCACCCUCGAACGUCUUGUUUUACUUUGUAAACAUUUUCUUUUUUUAAACCCCAGUUCCAGCCAAACGCCCCCAGACCUCCGUGGUGCGAGGAGGUGGUUUUUUUUUUCCUUUUUCAUUUUGGGCUUUGCAUAUUGCUUCUUAAGAUUUUUUUUUAAGCAAGCCUUCGUCUUGCUCCAGACAUCUCAUGCGGGGUGAAGUCCACUCGGCCCCCUCCCCCGAGGCUUCGUGUGCACGGAAUUCGAGGAGAUCCGGUUACUAAGGAUAUAGAGGAAAAAAAUAAAUCGCGUGCCUGCUUUUUUUUUUUUAAUUGCCUGCUUCUCCCCACCCCCAAAUUAAGUUGCUUAGCAAGGGGGAAAAAAGGCUUUUUUUUUUUUCUCCCCUCCCUCCCUCCUGCAGCCCAGCCGAACGCCUUUCGGGCUUGGUCCCCGCGGGUCUUCCAUGUAGGAAGCCGAGGCUGGCGAGCCCGACCGUCGGGAGCCGCUGCGGGGGGGCGUCUUUUUUGGGGAGGCGCCGACCCGGGCAGGCUCCGUCGCCCCCAGGGAAGCGGCGGCCGCGUUCCUCCGGGGUGCGUCGGGGCCCGAGAGCCGCGCUCGGCGCGGGCCGCGCGGGGUGGGGCCGCCGGAGCGCCAGCCCCCGAGCCCCGGCGGGCGCCCCCGGGCCCCCGCGCGCGCCCCGGCCUCCGGGAGACUGGCGCAUGCCACGGAGCGCCCCUCGGGCCACCGCCGCGCCUGCCCGGGCCCCUGCUGCUGCUGCUGUCGCCUGCGCCUGCUGCCCCAACUCGGCGCCCGACUUCUUCAUGGUGUGCGGAGGUCAUGUUCGCUCCUUAGCCGGCCAACGACUUUCCUCCUCGCCUCCUCGCCCCGCAUGUUCAGGACCAAACGAUCUGCGCUCGUCCGGCGUCUCUGGAGGAGCCGUGCGCCCGGCGGCGAGGACGAGGAGGAGGGCGCGGGGGGAGGCGGCGGCGGAGGAGGCGGCGAGCUGCGCGGAGAAGGGGCGACGGACGGCCGGGCGCAUGGGGCCGGCGGCGGCGGCGGCGGCGGCGCAGGCAGGGCCGGCUGCUGCCUGGGGAAGGCGGUCCGAGGUGCCAAAGGUCACCAGCAUCCCCACCCCCCAGCCGCGGGCGCCGGCGCGGCCGGGGGCGCCGAGGCGGAUCUGAAGGCGCUCACGCACUCGGUGCUCAAGAAACUGAAGGAGCGGCAGCUGGAGCUGCUGCUCCAGGCCGUGGAGUCCCGCGGCGGUACGCGCACCGCGUGCCUCUUGCUGCCCGGCCGCCUGGACUGCAGGCUGGGCCUGGGGGCGCCCGCCGGCGCGCAGCCCGCGCAGCCGCCCUCGUCCUACUCGCUCCCCCUCCUGCUUUGCAAAGUGUUCAGGUGGCCGGAUCUCAGGCAUUCCUCGGAAGUCAAGAGGCUGUGUUGCUGUGAAUCUUACGGGAAGAUCAACCCCGAGCUGGUGUGCUGCAACCCCCAUCACCUUAGCCGGCUCUGCGAACUAGAGUCGCCCCCUCCUCCUUACUCCAGAUACCCGAUGGAUUUUCUCAAGCCAACUGACUGUCCAGAUGCUGUACCUUCCUCCGCUGAAACCGGGGGAACGAAUUACCUGGCCCCUGGGGGGCUUUCAGAUUCCCAACUUCUGCUGGAGCGUGGGGAUCGGUCACACUGGUGCGUGGUGGCAUACUGGGAGGAGAAGACGCGCGUGGGGCGGCUCUACUGCGUCCAGGAGCCCUCCCUGGACAUCUUCUAUGAUCUACCUCAGGGGAACGGCUUUUGCCUCGGACAGCUCAAUUCGGACAACAAGAGUCAGCUGGUCCAGAAAGUGCGCAGCAAGAUCGGCUGCGGCAUCCAGCUCACGCGGGAGGUGGACGGCGUGUGGGUCUACAACCGCAGUAGUUACCCCAUCUUCAUCAAGUCAGCCACACUGGACAACCCGGACUCCAGGACGCUGUUGGUCCACAAAGUGUUCCCCGGCUUCUCCAUCAAGGCGUUCGACUACGAGAAAGCCUACAGCCUGCAGCGGCCCAACGACCACGAGUUCAUGCAGCAGCCCUGGACCGGUUUCACCGUGCAGAUCAGCUUCGUGAAGGGCUGGGGCCAGUGCUACACCCGGCAGUUCAUCAGCAGCUGCCCGUGCUGGCUGGAGGUCAUCUUCAACAGCCGGUAGCCGCGGGGAGAGGCCCAGGGAGCGCCGAGCCGCCUGCUCUCCACUACUUUGCUGCUAACGUCCUCCUCCGAGUGCUUGCUUUCCCCUGCAGGCUCUGGCCGCUGUCCCCGUCCCCAACCCCAACCCCACCCCACCCCACCCCACCCCACCCUGCCGCCCUUUCUCGCCUCACCUCGGUUCCAUGGUUUGUGUUCACCAAGAAAUUAGCUUAUGGAAAGGAUUGUUGUUGGAGGGUUCUGGGCAGCGGGGCGGGGGACACAUGGUGGGGGGCCCCGCACACCCCUGCCUGGAAGAGAGGCGAAGAAAAAUCGCCAUCCCUGAGUGAGGGGUUCAGGGUGGUCAUUGC